Messenger RNA from Anguilla rostrata (American eel), 5903 nucleotides. Its product is annotated as alpha-1,6-mannosylglycoprotein 6-beta-N-acetylglucosaminyltransferase A-like. The record is from RefSeq and is a predicted model, not a curated record. Gene Ontology annotation, biological process: protein N-linked glycosylation. NCBI's taxonomy places the organism in Eukaryota, Metazoa, Chordata, Actinopteri, Anguilliformes, Anguillidae. Bases 616 to 2856 code for a protein of 746 amino acids. Gene Ontology annotation, molecular function: alpha-1,6-mannosylglycoprotein 6-beta-N-acetylglucosaminyltransferase activity. Gene Ontology annotation, cellular component: Golgi apparatus. The transcript has 17 exons.
UGGUGUAGCUGCGCGGGCGAGAUAAAUACCUUCAUUUGAUGACGUUUUCUUUAACGGGGGUAAUUUUGAACACAGUCCCUUACAUAAAACUUAAUUCGUUUCUGAAGAUAACGCGCAGGUUGAGACGGUCCCUAACUCUGUCUGUGUCGGGGUGUGAGUAUUGAUGUUGUCGAGGGGGACGGAAAGGAACGUAGCUCCACACACUCCACUUGAACCAGCGUGUUCGAUGUCUCGAAUAACCUUCUUGGUCAAACAGAGAGGAAAGUUACUUUAGGAGGAAACGGUCAGUAGAAAAGGAUGAAGCGCUCCAUGUAACCCCCCCUCUGUCUCUCUCGGACGCCAUGAACCUGAAGCGGAGAUUCGACCUGUGAGGACUGGAGACAAGUACUGAUCGGGACACACACACACACACACACACACCAUGAACUGGCUGACCUCCUGAACCGGCCUCCCCAUACAUACACACGUACGCACACACACACACACGCACACACAAACACGCACGCACAUACACACCAUGAACUGGUUGACCUCCUGAACCGUCCUCCCCACAUACACACGUACACACACACACACACACACACACACACACGCACGCACGCACUGGGGCGUGCCAUGGGCUCCCCGUUCAUGUGCAAGCUCUCCUCCCAGAAGCUGGGCCUGUGCCUGGUGGGCUUCGGCUUCAUCUGGGGCAUGAUGCUGCUCCACUUCACCGUCCAGCAGAGCGCCAACCACGAGAACAGCGCCGCCCUGCGCCAGCAGAUCCUGGACCUCAGCAAGCGCUACAUCAAGGCCCUGGCCGAGGAGAACCAGGACGUGAUGGACGGGCCCUACGUGGGGACCAUGACGGCCUACGAUCUGAAGAAGACCCUGGCGGUCCUCUUGGACAACAUCUUGCUCCGGCUGGGAAAGCUGGAGUCCAAGGUGGACAACCUGGCGUACAACGGCACGGCCGGGAACCUGACCAAUGGGACGGCCCCGGGGACCGGCACGGCCAUGCCCAGCGCGGGGAACGGCGAGAAGGUCAACGUGGCAGAUCUCCUGAGUGGAGCCCAGGAGAAGUGCGAGCUGCCCCCCCUUGAUGGCUUCCCCCACUGCGAGAGCAAGAUGAAGUGGAUGAAGGACAUGUGGCGGUCGGACACUUGCUACGGUAACUAUGGUGUUGACGGCUCCACCUGUUCGGCCUUCAUCUACCUGAGUGAGGUGGAGAACUGGUGCCCACGGCUUCCCUGGAGGCAGAGGAACCUGGACGAGGAAGCAGAGAGGAAGAGCCAGACGGAGAUCCGGACCAGCUUCGACGACCUGUACCGGCUCAUGUCCAGCCGGGAGGAGUUCCGCUGGAUGAUGCUUCGUAUCAAACGCAUGGCCGAACCCUGGCUCAGCGCCAUCCAGUCGCUGGCCGAGAAGCAGGACCUGAGCAAACGCAAGCGCAAGAAGAUCCUGGUGCAUUUGGGCCUGCUGACUAAGGAGUCGGGGUUCAAGAUCGCGGAGAACGCCUUCAGCGGGGGACCCCUAGGGGAACUGGUGCAGUGGAGCGACCUCAUCACCACCCUCUACCUGCUGGGCCAUGACGUCCGCGUCUCCGCCUCGAUUAACGAGCUCAAAGAGAUCAUGAGAAGGGUGAUGGGGAACAAGUCCAGCUGUCCAACCCAAGGGGACAAGGUGGUGGAGCUCAUAUACAUUGACAUUGUGGGCCUGGGCCAGUUCAAAAAGACUCUGGGGCCAUCCUGGGUCCACUACCAGUGUAUGCUGCGAGUUCUGGAUUCCUUCGGCACCGAACCCGAGUUCAACCACGCCCACUACGCCCAAUCGAAGGGGCACAAGACCCCCUGGGGCAAGUGGAACCUCAACCCCCAGCAGUUCAACACCAUGCUCCCUCACACUCCAGAUAACACCUUCCUGGGGUUUGUGGUGGAGCAGCACCUGAACGCCAGCGACAUCAGCCGCAUUGAUGACAUCAAGAGGCAGAACCAGUCCCUGGUCUAUGGCAAAGUGGACAGCUUCUGGAAGGACAAGAAGGACUACCUGGACAUCAUCCACAGGUACGCGGAGGUGCACGGCACGGUCCACGGCACCAGCACGGUCCACCUGCCCACCUACGUGAAGAACCACGGCAUCCUGAGCGGCAGAGACCUGCAGCUCCUGCUGAGGGAGACCAAGCUGUUCUUGGGGCUGUCCUUCCCCUACGAAGGUCCCGCCCCCCUGGAGGCCAUAGCCAAUGGGUGCGCUUUCCUCAACCCGAAAUUCAACCCUCCGAAGAGCAGCAAGAACACAGACUUCUUCAAAGGAAAGCCCACGCUGCGAGAGCUGACGUCCCAGCACCCGUACGCGGAGGUGUACAUAGGGCAGCCCCAUGUGUGGACCGUCGACAUCGACAACCCGGCCGAGGUGGAGAGAGCGGUCAAAUCCAUCCUCAGCCAGAAGAUCGAGCCCUACCUGCCCUACGAGUUCACCUGUGAGGGGAUGCUGCAGAGAGUGAACGCUUUCAUCGAGAAUCAGGACUUCUGCCACGGCCAGGUGAUGUGGCCUCCACUGAGCGCGCUCCAGGUGAAGCUGGCGGCCCCGGGGAAGUCCUGUAAGCAGGUGUGUCAGGAGGAGCAGCUGAUCUGUGAGCCGUCCUUCUUCCAGCACCUCAACAUGGACAAGGACCUGAUGAAGUUCGGCGUGCGGUGCCAGACGGCGGACUCGGCGGGCGACACGGUGGUGCCGGCGUACAACGAGGCCACGGGGCACUGCGUGCUCCAGGCCGACCUCCUGCUCUUCAGCUGCGCGGGCGAGCACCCCUCCCUCAGGCGCGUCUGCCCCUGCCGGGACUACAUGAAGGGCCAGGUGGCGCUCUGCGAGGGCUGCCUAUAGCCCCGCCCCCCCGAAGCCCCGCCCUGCCCUCCACCCUCACCGGGGCUGCUGGGCCAGGGAGGCGGGCAGAUGAACUCCAGAAAGGCCUCAACGCGCCCAGGAGGGAGCGGCCUGCGGGGCGCAAUCUUUAUUUACGGCUUCUUCGGCACCCCGCGCGGGAUGCGCGCAUUUUGGCGUCUUUUGCGUUUCGCAAACCGACGGACCAGACGGCGUUUCGGACGUGGUGGAGGAUGGAGGGACGUCUGUGGAACAUUCCGUUGGACGUUACGACUCUGGUGGCGAGAAUAUAUAUAUGUGUUUGUGUACAUACGAAACCUCUCCAAUAUCAGCCUGAAAUACUUGAAUUACAGGUAGUGUGUAAAGAAACUGAAAGAUGCCAGUACUCUCCGCUGCCCCCUGGCUGCUUGGCAGUGGAGCUGCGUAGCAGCGAAGUUACCCGAUCUCACCGUUGGUUUCGGUCUCGAGCCACGCAUAGUCGCACCGUGGGACCAAUACGCCAGUUUUAUGUUGGGAAACCAGAACCGUCCCCGUUCCGACGGCUCUGCCGUUAAGCAGUUUUUUUUUUGUUUUUUAAGUUUGUAGAUUUGCACUAGUGUGUCACUUUUAGAGGUGUAAAGAGGUGCCAGUGGGUGUACAUUCACUCCCAGUUAUGUCCCGACACUGUAUAUGUACCGCCCUAUGUAGCCAGUCGCAGGCCCAUGGAGACGAGAGGCGGUCAGCUCGAGUUGUAAAGUUUAUUAGGAAACGCGCGAUCUCUCUUACUGCUUAGAUCUGUACAAAAUCACCACGGUCGUCCCUGCACAAGUGACCGUUGAGUUUUACAUGUUUUAAAUAGAUGCAAAGAAGAAUUCGAAAUGUGUAUUUAUAGAUGGGUGUCUAUAUUUAUUUAUAUAAAGAGAGGAAAGAAACGUGGAUAUGUACAGAACUACAUAGGUGUAGAUAUUGCUGCUCCUCACAGAAUUCAGACGAUUUGAAACCCUUCGAUUGGCCUCCGGGGUUUCCUUUAUACUUGGAUAUUUUGAGUAAUUGCAUUCGUGGAUUCUCAGGUUUGUGACCUGUUGGGUGGAAUCUGCUGAAGUAAUGUAAAAGGUGUGAGGAAGAUGCACUAUGCGAUAUGCUCGCUGAAGCUGAACAAAUGUUAUCGACACUGAAUACUGUUCUUAUCGGGGUUCGUUAUUUUCUAUUUAUUUUGUACAGAAAUCUUUGUCACAGGUGUUUGCUGAAUGGAACGCAAGUUUACUUGGUUUCUUUUUAUUUAUAGUAGACGGUAAGGGAGAUGAUAUUUUAAUUGAAGGUUAUUUUAUUUAAUGGGAAUUUCGUGCGAUCACUUUUGUAUAUGUGGGUGUAAGGAUGGAGUUGUUUGUUCAGAGUAGACUGUCAGUCAGUACCUUUGGAAGAAGUGGAUACUGCCUUUCUGCGUGUUUAACAGAAAUCUUGUGUUCAGCACAAAAAAAGUCAUGUUUUAUCUUUAAAAAAAAAAUCAAAGUGCCUGCCAAUGUGGAUUUCUGUGCACGUACAUAGGCGAAUUAAGGACAGAUUCAAUCUAACCUGCAUUGCACUUCAGCCUUAACUUGGAGCGAUCAUUGUGGGUUUGUUUGGCACAAAAUAUAUCUUUGAAAUAUUACUAAAAAGACUGAAGUUUGUUGUCAAAUAAAGGGGAAACCUACAAUAAUGCUUUGUGAUUCGACAGUUAAGGACCGAGUGAAUUUGAGUUUGAAUCAAGGCCAGGAUUCUCUUCAAAAUCGUGGCAGUCCGUUGGUCAGACCUCCAAUUUGUAUUUUUGCAUCACUCCAGAGGAAGUAGUUGCAUGCGUUGUGGCCUGCUUGAAGGCCAGUUCAGUGUACAUCAUCACUGCUACACUCGUACCGUCACCGCUGUCCUGAUCACAGCUGGUUCGCUGCGUCCCGUCGCGCGCACGCAGAUGCCAGUGCUUUGUGACAGGACUGAAGCACCACACAGUUUAAUUCUACCUAAAUGCCAGCAAGAACUUUAUUUUAAUGUUUUUUUAUUUUAUUAUUUUAAUUUAGAUCACAAUGUGAUUUGCACAUCUGUCAAUACAGACUAAUAUCUGCUUAACCAGCCACUGUAAGCUGUGUUUAUUAACACGAUAUAUGAAUAUUGAUGUAAUUACUGGAAUGUAAUCACUGGGUAACAGAUAUAUAAUUACCUGAACAUCUUGCAUGCACACCUUACACGUGACAAAUCGGGAAUUGUUAAUUCAUGUUAAAAAAAAAAAAAGGUUUGCAGUUAAUGCCAUUUCACAGAAAUCUGAAUAACUGUUUGCCAUUGUUGCUUUGUUUUAUUUAUUCUUAUUUUUUGCAAGUUAGCAAAUAUAACAAUCUCCAAGCAAGGAUGGGUUUUAAAGUUCAGCGUAUGCCUUGUUAUGGUUUGUAGAACACGCUUACCUUUUGUCUCCACAGCGGUGUCUUCUGCGUAACCAAUGAACAGCCACGGCUGUAACGAUUGGUUGUGAUGGUGCGUAAUGCUAUUAUGAGAUGCCCGAGGGAGGACUGCGUGGAUUCAGUGUAAUUACUUGCUUCAGUGUAAUUACUUUCUUCAUGUUUUGCUUUCAGUCAGAAACUCAGAAAACAGUCUUUUCUCCUUGUGUGGGUCAGGUUUUUACAGUACGACUAAAUUCCAGUCAGUCCUUGUUUGGGUUUCAAUUUUACAGAUUAACGUUCGAAGCGUCAGAUCCUCAGCAAGAGCAAAAGUGGUAACAUUAGAAUGUGUUUACCAAUGUGAUAAGAUGGCCAAAACACCGAUAGCCUACUUUAUAGUGGCGACUGAACUAUGUAUCUGAACUAUAAGAUAAUGUCAUGUUGAGUUUAUUAUUUUUUUUAUUUAAAUGAUCAACAUUCUUUCACAGAACCUUUUGGUAAAAAAGCAUUUUUAUUGCGUGUCUUGUUUUCAAUCUUGGAGGUGUUUGCAAAAGGUAGUGACAAAAGCGAACACAAGAAAAAGAAAGACCAGAUUUGUUUUCACCCUUUUUGAUGAAUACGCAGGAUAAAACUUUAUUUUUCAAUAAACCUUUUUCUGUGACAAAGUAA